This is a messenger RNA of Tachyglossus aculeatus (Australian echidna), 4473 nucleotides long. RefSeq names its product heterogeneous nuclear ribonucleoprotein A3 (gene HNRNPA3). NCBI's taxonomy places the organism in Eukaryota, Metazoa, Chordata, Mammalia, Monotremata, Tachyglossidae. The transcript has 11 exons. Gene Ontology annotation, molecular function: RNA binding. Bases 45 to 1199 code for a protein of 384 amino acids. The record is from RefSeq and is a predicted model, not a curated record.
CCCAUAUUGAACCCGAGUCGGAGGCGGCGAGUCCCGGUCGCAAAAUGGAGGUAAAACAGCCGCCCGGUCGCCCCCAGCCCGACUCCGGCCGCCGCCGCCGCCGCCGGGGGGAGGAGGGCCAUGAUCCGAAGGAACCAGAGCAGUUGAGAAAACUGUUCAUUGGUGGCUUGAGUUUUGAGACUACAGAUGAUAGCUUGAGAGAACACUUUGAGAAAUGGGGCACUCUCACGGAUUGUGUGGUGAUGAGAGACCCACAAACGAAACGUUCCAGAGGCUUUGGCUUUGUGACUUACUCUUGUGUAGAAGAGGUAGAUGCAGCCAUGUGUGCUCGGCCCCACAAGGUGGAUGGCCGUGUAGUGGAACCAAAGAGAGCUGUUUCUAGAGAAGAUUCCGUAAAGCCUGGAGCCCAUCUAACAGUGAAGAAAAUAUUCGUUGGUGGCAUUAAAGAAGAUACAGAAGAGUAUAACUUAAGAGAUUACUUUGAAAAGUAUGGGAAGAUUGAAACCAUAGAAGUUAUGGAAGAUCGGCAGAGUGGGAAGAAGAGAGGAUUUGCUUUUGUUACUUUUGAUGAUCAUGAUACAGUGGAUAAAAUUGUUGUUCAAAAAUAUCAUACCAUAAAUGGGCAUAACUGUGAAGUGAAGAAAGCCCUUUCGAAGCAAGAGAUGCAGUCGGCUGGCUCACAAAGAGGUCGUGGCGGUGGCUCAGGCAAUUUCAUGGGCCGUGGAGGAAACUUUGGAGGCAGUGGAGGGAAUUUUGGCCGUGGAGGAAACUUUGGUGGAAGAGGAGGCUAUAGUGGUGGUGGAGGAGGUGGUGGUAGUAGAGGUAGCUAUGGAGGAGGUGAUGGUGGAUACAAUGGAUUUGGUGGCGAUGGUGGCAACUAUGGAGGUGGUCCUGGCUACAGUAGUAGAGGGGGUUAUGGUGGUGGUGGACCAGGAUACGGAAACCAAGGAGGUGGAUAUGGUGGUGGUGGUGGAGGAGGAGGAUAUGAUGGUUACAAUGAAGGAGGAAAUUUUGGUGGUGGUAACUAUGGUGGCAGUGGAAAUUACAAUGAUUUUGGAAAUUACAGUGGACAGCAACAGUCAAAUUACGGACCCAUGAAAGGAGGAGGCAGUUUUGGUGGAAGGAGCUCAGGCAGUCCCUAUGGUGGUGGUUAUGGAUCUGGUGGUGGGAGUGGUGGAUAUGGUAGCAGAAGGUUCUAAAUACCCAGCAGAAAAGGGUUGAAUGAGAGCCACUUCAUGCCUAAACGAGGAAAGCCUUGCAUACCAUCUUUAAAAUUCGAAGGUUUCUGGCUGGGUAAGGUUUGUAGUGUAUGCUAAAAUGUCUGCUCAUGACCCCUUGCAUUUAUUUAUGGGCCUUUCAAUUUUAGCCCUUUAUUUCAUGCUGGUAUUCUGUACGUCUGCCCUAAUUCCAAAGGUAGUGGGGUGACUGAAGGUCAGAAGACCUCCUAAAAUUACUCUUUUUCUUUUCCCUGGGACCAGUUAACACAGGCAAUCGACCUUUGGGUUUAUAUUCCACAGCCCUUCUGAUGACUUGUUUAUUAGUGCCCUUGCAAUAGCAUGAAUAUGCCCUCGAGCAGAAUCAAGUUCCACAAGCAGGAGAACAUUACCUCUGAAGAGCCUAUGCAAAACACCAUCAAUAAUCUUGCAUUGAUGAACUUGUUUAGAUGAGCUCAGUUUAUCAAUUGGGGCUGGAAAACAAUGUGUAACAGGUAAAACUUUCCAGAGUCUGGCAUUGGUAUUUGAAUGAGUAGAGCUCGAGCCUCCUCGUUUUACCAGGGGGUGGGAGAGAGGAAAACUAACUUUUAAUUAAUCCACGUUAGACACUUAGCAUCAAGGUACAAAACAGUUACACUCAAGUCACUCACAAUCAGAUUUCUGUUUUAAAAAGCUUACAUCUAUUUUAAGCUGCUGUCUUAAAGUGGGCCUGAUCCCAAAGGUUACUUGGAUUUGGAGGAGUUGGUGCCUUUGAAUUCUGCCAGUUAUCUAUGCAAAUGACAUCCUGUUGGCCAGAAAUAUUCACUUUUGGAAGGUGAUGAGUUUACUACAGGCUUAAAAUGGACCAGCCUGCUUUGGGACACCACAGACCUGUGGAAAUUCAAUGGCGUAUAAGUGCUAACAAAGCAGAUUCCAAAACUAUGUUUACCUGUACUGACUUGGACUUGUACUAACUUGAAGUAUGCUGCCAGACCAAAUACAUAUUACCAUUCAAUCAUAUUCAUUGAGCGCUUACCGUGUGCAGAGCACUGUACUAAGUGCUUGGGAAGUACAAGUUGGCAACAUAUAGAGAACGGUCCCCACCCAACAAACGGGGUCACAGUCUAGAAGGGGGAGACAGGAAACAAAACAGGUGUCAAAAUCCCAGGCAAAGCAACAUUCUUAAACACCAAAAGACAUUCAUCGGUGGUUGCUGGUUAAUACAGAGGGGAAAUGUGAUGGAGUGAAAUUAGUCUCCCUUAAAUUUAGCUUUAUUACGUUUUCUGGAUGCCCUUGAAACAGGCAACAGCAGUGCUGUGCCAAGCACCCGACUCGUGUACAGGGUGAGCUUGGGUGUUGAUAGUGCUGCAGUUGUUGCCAUUCCUCAGUACUACAGAUGAGCUAUGCUUCCAGGUUCACCGGCCAUGUACCUCCUCUUAGAUGUCAGGGUAAGUGAAAGGUUGUAGGGGUGGCAGCCUCGCAAAACCCAGCUUGAUCCCUCAUUUUUCCCAUAGGCCACCUCACCUGGGCGUAUGGCGAGGGCAUUGUUGGACACAGAGGAAAAGCCUUCCACUUGGUAUAGGUGAUCUAAAGUCUUGACACUUGUGUAAAAGUCAGCUCCUUCCUAAUGUGGAUGAUCUCUAAUCACAAGACUUGGAAAUGACCCACUUGAUUUCUGACAGGUGCAAGGGUGGUGGCUUACAACCCCUAGAAUUCAAUUUCAGGAGAAAUAAGUGUUUUGCUGUAAGGUACCAGGGGUUUUUUUGAUCAGUUUAGCAAUACCUCUAGAGUUAUUAACGAGAAGGAAAGCCAUGGUUUUGCUCUGGUAUGAUAUUUGAAAUGUAAGGUCCUUUUCCUUUUCCUGUAGCCCACAGUAAAUAGCCAAGUUGGCCUUCAUUGCCCGUUAAUAACAAAAAAACUUGUAUAACAAGUGCUUUCUAGGUGUACUUCCACUCACUGGGAAUCGAGUAAUGGUAUUUAUUGAGCACCUACUGUGUGCAGAGCACCAUACUAAGUGCUUGGGAGGGAAAUGAGAGGGUUUGUAAGAAAUGGUAAGCAAUUUCCAAGCAAAGCAUAUAGGCAUGAAAAGGGCUUUUUAUAAGUCAUAACAGCUAAUUCAGUUUUAUUGAGAAACUAAAAAUGGUUACCAGUUUUAAGAGAUACGCUUGAUUAUCAGCUUUGGUUAUGCAGAUUAACACUCCUUCCCAGAGCAGCAGUAUUCCGGCCAGUGAUGUAAAAGAAGGUAAAAUAAGACUCAUAAUUGGGGUUAGUAGAAACACUUGUUGGCAUUGGAUAACCAAAUGUGACUAAGACAUUGCCUGUGGUGGAUUUGAAUGUUCAGUGUUGGUUAUUUGUAGGAAAAUUAAAUAUGUACAUAAAACUUUUAAAUUAAAGUAUUUUUGAAAGAUGUGUGUUUUGUAUUUACACCACUGAUUCAAGACAUUGUUCCUUCAAGAAAAGCUUAAAGCAAAAAUGAAAGAACGGUAAUAAGCACAGGUAUGUAUGUGGGAGAAGGGAACAGAAGCUAGCCUGGAAUGACACCUGGAGAAAGUUUGAGUUGUAAUGGCAAAUGUUAAUGAAAGACUAAAGGAGCCAAUCACUUGUGUUUUUUAAGGUAAUAACAGGCAAGAAACUUCCAAUGAAUUUUAGAAACUGCCCCUGUGGUUUCAAGACACCACCUAAGCCGUGUCUCCUAGCAAGCCUUCUGACAAACUUCAUCCUAGAGCAAAGGAAUUAAUGGUUUUUGUAGAUGUAUGGUAUUUCUGUAAUGCAUCUUUCAAUCUUUCCCUUAGCUUGUAUUUUAAUUGCACUUGACCUUUUCUGUGGUACAUGGCACGUUUGGGUAUUUUGUUCCAUCCCUGGAUUUUCUCUCUCUAGCCUGGCUCAUGGAUUCCUAAUGAGAGAGAGAGAGAGAGAGAGAGAGAGUGUGUGUGUGUGUGUGUGUGUGUGUGUGUGUGUGUGUGUGUUUGAGAGAGAGAGAGUGUGUCAUAACUGGUAAUGGUUUAAGGAGAAUGUAGAAGAGCAGAGUAAGAAGAUUAAAGUGAGCCUUGGAGAUAUCUCUGUGGGGCUGUUCUGAUCAUAAAGCAGUAGUAUGGUAUAGUGGCUUUCUCAAACUGAGGUGACUGUGUAAAAGUUCUAAAUUUGCGGUCAGUGAUUCUUAACAUCACCCUUGGUAAUUUGUCCCAACUGCUGUACUUCUGUGAAUUGAACUGUUUAGUGUGUUUCAUUCUGAAAGGACUAUAAUGGAGAAAUAAAUGGCUGGACUCAAGUUACAUCAACA